Molecule: messenger RNA, 3424 nt
Organism: Sarcophilus harrisii (Tasmanian devil)
Lineage: Eukaryota; Metazoa; Chordata; Mammalia; Dasyuromorphia; Dasyuridae
Gene: ZBTB45
Product: zinc finger and BTB domain containing 45
Exons: 4
Coding region: 557-2344 (595 amino acids)
Biological process (GO): regulation of cytokine production; negative regulation of transcription by RNA polymerase II; regulation of immune system process
Molecular function (GO): protein binding
Source: RefSeq, a predicted model, not a curated record
CCUCACCCCCGCAACCUCAGCGCCACUGAGCUCCGGGCUCCCCCUUAUGUGUAUCCCGAGUGGGGGCGCAGUCAGCUGCUCGAGGGCGGGGCCUGCGCUCGGGAGGUGCUUAAACCAACGCAUAGAGUAGGGGGCGCUUCGUCCAGUCAGGCUGAGCGCCCAGAAGGAAGCCCGUGACCGGCCAGGCGCGCGGCUCUGUCCCCCGGAGCCGGCCUGCGCGAGAAGCCUCAGACUCCGUGGGCCGGCCCGGCCCGGGCUCGUUCGGUCGGACACAAAGGAGGCCGCGGCGGGAGGAGGGAAUCGGCCUACCCCACGUGACCGCUUCCGCCCACUCCAGUCGUCCCCUCGGCCAUUGUCCCUGGCCGGGGCGUGUUCGCCCCGCCCCCUCGGGCUUCCCGCCUUGGCUCUAGCGAGACCCACCUCUCAAAAUUGAGGCCGGAAGUGGGUGCCGGAUACGAAGAGAGCAAAGCUGCAGAGGAGGUAGCAGGAUCAGGGCGGCGGCUGCCCGACCAGAGGGGGCGCUGUGGGGCCAGGGGAACCUAAAGGGCGGAGGGCCAUGGCGACCUCGGCGGCGGCCACGGCCUCGGCCUCGGCCUCGGCGGCGGCCGCAGAGGCGGUGCACUACAUCCACCUGCAGAACUUCUCGCGCUCCCUGUUGGAGACCCUGAACGGGCAGCGGCUCGGCGGGCACUUCUGCGACGUGACCGUGCGCAUCCGGGAGGCCUCGCUGCGGGCGCACCGCUGCGUGCUGGCGGCCGGCUCGCCCUUCUUCCAGGACAAGCUGCUGCUGGGCCACUCGGAGAUCCUGGUGCCGCCCGUGGUGCCGGCGCAGACCGUGCGCCAGCUGGUCGAGUUCCUGUACAGCGGCUCCCUGGUGGUGGCGCAGAGCGAGGCGCUGCAGGUGCUCACGGCGGCCUCCAUCCUGCAGAUCAAGACCGUCAUCGACGAGUGCACCCAGAUCAUUUCGCAGGCGCGCGGAGCCGGCUCGCGGGGGCCGGAGGAUGGGGCCGCGGGGCCCGCUGCCGCCGCCUCGGCCGAGCUCUGCACGCCGGGGCCCGGGCCGGGGGGGCCGGGACCGGGACCCGGGGGGGCUGAGGUCCGCUACAAGCUCCGAGACCUGCUCUCCGCGCAGCAGCAGCGGGCGGCGGCGGCCACGGCCACGGACGCCGGGCCCCACGGCUGUCACAGCCGCAAGCAGAGACAGCCCGUCCGCCUGCAGCUGCUAGAGCCUCUGGCCGUGGUGAUCAAGGAUGAAGAGGGAGAAACCUCGCCCACGCGCGCGGCCACCGCGGGGUUGGGGGGUCCGGAAGGGAUCCGAGAAGGCUCGGGCCCGGGAGAUGGGGCGGAGGAGGAAGAGGAUGACGACGAGGACGACGACGAGGAUGGGGCUGAGGAAGAAGAGGCUGGCGGGGGUGGCUGCUUUAGCCAGUGUGGGGGAGGCUUCUUCAGCGAGGGCCUCAAAGAGCCCCGGAAGGACCCCCCAGCCGCGGUGCCAGAUUUGCCUCCCUCGGAAACCCCCGGGGGGAGAGACUAUUUCGGCGCGGCCUCGGAAGAGGUGUUCCCCGAGAGCUUUAUCCCCGUGUGGCCCAACGAGGAGGUGGCUGAGGGGGGACCCCGGGAUGCGGCUCCUGCGGCUCUAGAGAGCCCGUCCCAGGCUCCUGCCCGGCCCGACUGCAGCAUGGGGCCUCCUCCCAGUUCAGGCUUCGGACCUCGACCUCCUGAGCCCCGAACCCUGGGCUUUCCCGGUCCCACGUCUGCCGUGAAGGGCGCGGGGGCUCCUGGUCUCUUCCCCUUCCACCUGCCAGCUCCUCCCCCGGGACCCCCCCAGCCUCCGCCCUUCUUCAGCCCCCUCCAGGCAGAAGGCUCUGCAGGGGGAGGCGGGGGAGUCUCCGCCGCCUCCGCUUCGGCAGCUGCUGGACUGGGGGGAUUGGGUCCCAUUCAGAUCCAGCAUAAUGAAGGUCCUGGUCCACCCGCGCCCCCAGUGCCGGGGCCCCGGCCCCCGGAGCUGCCUUCCUACGAGUGCAGUCACUGUCAGAAAACUUUCAGCUCACGCAAGAACUACACGAAGCAUAUGUUUAUUCACUCAGGGGAGAAGCCCCACCAGUGCUCGGUGUGCUGGCGCUCCUUCUCGCUCCGAGAUUACCUCCUCAAGCACAUGGUCACCCACACGGGGGUCCGGGCCUUCCAGUGUUCCGUCUGCUGCAAGCGCUUCACUCAGAAGAGUUCCCUCAACGUGCACAUGCGCACUCACCGGCCCGAGCGCGUCCCCUGCCCGCUGUGUGCCAAGGUCUUCUCCCACCGUACGCUCCUGGAAAGGCACCUCAGUUCCCACCCUGCCCCCUGACCCCUGCCCAGCCCCCAGCUCUCCCCCAGCCACUCUGUUCCCAAGCUGGUUCCAAGGGACUCUUGUGCUCUCCCUUUCCCUCAAGCCCCAGAACCUUGGACUCUUCUAGUGGAAGGGGUGAGGUGGCCUCUGGCGAUCUAAACCUUCGGGGAGGCUCUAGCCUGCCUUCACCCUCAGCUCCAUCACUCUUCUUGCUGAGCCUUGGACUCGCUGCCAGGGGAAGUGUGGGGGUGGGGCGUCCUAUUGGUUGGGAGGGGAGCCACCCAGACGGGCCUUGUCUGUGCCGCUGUACGUGGCCCGCUUUUUUUUUUUUUUUUCUUUUGGGCAUUUAGAGUCUUCCCUGUGACUGCAGGUUUUUAUUUUUAUUUUUUUUUUUUUUGGUGAAAGAAAACAAAGUGGUGCAUUCAUAAAGUUAUAUUGAAAAGUCCCGGCUGGAUAGCAAUGCAUCUCUAGCCCCUUCCUCACCUAUGGACUCCAAAAGUCAAGGGACCCACGAAGGGUGGUGGCUACAGGGUGUUCCUGUCGGGGUAGGCAAUGCUGCGCCCUCCCUCCCUCUCACCGUCCCCACCCCCCGCGGCAAGACCUUCGGGCCACAGGAGGACGGCGCUGGAGGUCGGGGUGAUGGGACUGUAGGGAGACAAGGGUGGGUGAUUGGGGCUUCCGUGGGCUUGGAACGCUGGGUCAAGGAUUUGCAUUUUUCUUGGUGAGUGAUGGGCAGCCUUUCGAUCUGGGGGUUUACCCUUGUCCAACUUGGGGGAAGGAUCCGAAAGGAUCUUCCCAGGUUGGGCUGAAUGGAAUAGGAUGACGUUCUGGAGGGGUCAAGGGUUUGCAAGGAGGAAGAGCAGCAUCGCUCCAACCCUAAGGAAGGGCCCCGCUGAAGCUCUGCUCUGGGCAGGGAGCCACGCAGCCAUUGCCCUUUCUCCCAUCAACCCCCCCUCCCAUCCCUCCCUGCUUUUCGUUCUCCUUCUGCUAGAAUGUGAGCUCGAGGGCAGACAUUGUCUUUUUGCUUGUAUCUGUAAACCCAGUGCGUAGUAGUGCCUGGAACGUAGGAGGCAAUUUAAUAAAUGCUUGUUGACUGAC